Messenger RNA from Drosophila virilis, 365 nucleotides. RefSeq lists its product as uncharacterized. NCBI's taxonomy places the organism in Eukaryota, Metazoa, Arthropoda, Insecta, Diptera, Drosophilidae. The record is from RefSeq and is a predicted model, not a curated record.
AUGGAUCAGUGGACGGGCGUGCAUCGGGCGUUUAUAAUACGCGCCUAUUAUAGAAAUAACGAUUCCAUAAGCACAGCACAGCGAAUGUUUAAGAAACAGUUUAGCAUUUAUCAGAUACCGCCAACAAAUGUCAUCAAAUCCUGGCUGCGGCAUUUCGAGUGCACGGGCUCCUCGCAAGCGGGUGGCUCGAUAGCGCGUUCCUCCUCCAUUCCUCAAAUCUUCUGCACCAUUUGCAAUCAGUGCUUGAGCAAUGAGAAGAACUUCAGCAGCUCCAUUAAAUAAUAAUCAUAAUCAAUUAUAUUGUAAUAAUUCGUAAAAUUUGUCUAGUAUUAUAUUCUAUGAAAUUCCUUUGAAUCUAGUCUUAU